Molecule: messenger RNA, 2047 nt
Organism: Sclerotinia trifoliorum
Lineage: Eukaryota; Fungi; Ascomycota; Leotiomycetes; Helotiales; Sclerotiniaceae
Source: the annotation of a GenBank genome assembly
UUUAUCCAUGCAACCCAACAUUCCUGAAUUUAUUUAACAAAUACAUAUCGCAUCGCAUCGCAUCGCAUCGCACCGUAUUUCUCUUCUUCCUCAUCAGAAAACUUCCUAUCAAUCAUCUCUCAAAAUGCCUUCAAUUUUCCCUUCUCAAAAUACUCUUCACGAUGUAUUCCACCAUCCCCAUCCCUACGGUCGCCGAUCCGAACCAGCAAUUCAACCACCUACCACUCCUGUAUCCAAGCGCACCCCACUUCAAGCUCGUCCAGAGCUCUAUACAGCUUGGUCCGUCGUUGACGAUGCGAAGAAUAAAGCCAAUGCAUUGAGUGCAGAAGCUGCAAAGGAGUUUGAGAAAGCUAGUGCGAGUGCCCAGGCCAAAACUGGUAAAAUCGAGUUAUACUCGCCAAAGUUUUAUGCUGCUUGUACUUUUGGUGGAUUACUUGCUUGUGUGAGUGGCUUUCCAUUUAUCUUAUGAUAUUAAGGGUUUUGAAUUGGGAGACACUAUCUAUCUGUUUCAUUUUCCAUUAUGAAGCUGUUCCAAGGUACUUUGGAUUGCGCCCAGGAACUGGAGCCACGAUUGAUAAUACUUGACUCGACUUUCACCUGCGGGAUAUACACCAUUCAGCGAAUGAUAUUGGCCCGCUUUUCAACCCGUUUUAGUCCUUCACACAUUUAUCUACUUUCCACCCACUGAACUUCAUUUUGAAUUUCUGUGCUACCUGUUGAAAGGACGAUUAGCCAACUCUUCAGGACUGGGCAAUUGCCCAGAUGCCGCCGGGGUUGGGUGCCGGACUUGUGAUCCAUUGUCUCGCUAUUUCUUUCGUCAAAAGCUCGAUAGAUAGGCAUCACAAAAACCUACUUCCUUCUCAUUACCUAUCUCAUAUAUAGACUCAAAUAUGCAAAACCCUCCUACUAACCAAAAAUUUCACAGGGUCUCACCCACACAGCAGUUACCCCCCUCGAUUUAGUAAAAUGCCGUCGUCAAGUCGACUCCAAAAUGUACACAGGCAACUUCCAAGCCUGGGGUAAAAUCUUCCGCGCCGAAGGAUUCCGCGGUAUCAUGACCGGAUGGGGUCCCACAUUCUUUGGAUACUCCGCCCAAGGAGCAUUUAAAUACGGCGGAUACGAAUUCUUCAAGAAAUUCUACGCUGAUCUCGCCGGUCCCGAAAAUGCAUACAAGUACAAAACAUGGCUUUAUCUAUCCGCCAGUGCAUCCGCAGAAUUCAUUGCUGAUGUGGCACUUUGUCCUUUCGAAGCUGUAAAGGUUAGGAUGCAAACUACUAUUCCCCCCUUUGCGAAGGGUACUGCAGAUGGUCUUUCUCAGAUUAUAUCAAAGGAGGGAUAUGCUGGAUUGUACAAGGGCUUGUAUCCUCUCUGGGGUCGUCAAAUUCCAUAUACAAUGAUGAAGUUCGCAUCCUUUGAGACCAUCGUAGAAAUGAUUUAUGAUCGUCUUCCAGGUCAAAAAUCAGACUAUGGUAAAGCUGCUCAGACGGGUGUUUCGUUCACGGGUGGUUAUUUGGCUGGUAUUCUCUGCGCUCUCGUUUCGCAUCCUGCUGAUGUUAUGGUAAGCUCCCUCAUCCUCCUUGUCAAAUUUCCAACUUAAUCCCCACAGGUAUCAAAAUUAAACGCAAGCCGACUUCCCGGUGAAGCAUUCGGUGCGGCUACAGGACGUAUCUACAAAGAUAUUGGAUUCCGCGGACUCUGGAAUGGUCUUCCGGUUCGUAUCGUUAUGAUUGGUACUUUGACUGGUUUGCAAUGGAUGAUUUAUGUAAGUUUCUUUUUCUCAAUUCUUUGGUGGAUGGAUGAUGUUAAUCGUAGCGAAUAUAGGAUUACUUUAAGAUUUUCAUGGGAUUGCCAACGACGGGUGGAGCUGCACCUGUACAGAUUGUGCAGAAACGAAAUAUGGAAUAGGUAUGGUAUGGUAAUAGUGUAGGUAACUGAGAUCUUUUUGGAGAUUUAGGUUGGUUGGACGUUGGAGGAUAGGAUUGAUUCGAAUAAAUGGGUCUCCGCUCAGUAUCCCCGUAAUGCAAUUGACAAAUAUGUUUCAUAAAUU